AUGCAAGAAGACUUCCUUAAGGCAGCAUUACAAGACAUGUUUGAUGCAAUCACAAUGCAAGAUUGUCUUGAUGGUGGUAUUUCCAUCCUUAUGCAUUGUGCUGGUUCUGAAGCCUCAGAAACACUAUCUCUGGAGCACUUUAUUGUUGAUCUGUACAUUACAUCAUGGGAAUAUUGUGAAACACCAGAGCACAUUGGGGAAGAUUCAUCAGCUUUAGUGCAGGCUUUCAACCCGGCAAGUCAGGUGAAUCUUUCUGGACCCUUGGUGGCCACUGGCACACAGAUUCAGUAUUCAGUGCUUCCCACCAAGCAGUUUGAACACAAUUUUGAAGUUAGCAAUAAGUCGCUCUUAGCUGCUAUUCAGAUAGGUCAAGCCCUAUCAAAAGCAUCGCCUAGGAAGAACAAGUCUGAUAUUUGGCAGCAUCACAAUGCUGACACAUUUCUCCUGAAUUCCACUGAACCUAGUACUAUGACCAUCUUAGAGCCUCUUGGUACAAAAAACACAAUCAAAUUCACUGGUACAGUGGCAUCUUUUUAA
Suillus discolor is the source of this 537-nucleotide messenger RNA. RefSeq lists its product as uncharacterized. The coding region runs from base 1 to 537 and encodes 178 amino acids. NCBI's taxonomy places the organism in Eukaryota, Fungi, Basidiomycota, Agaricomycetes, Boletales, Suillaceae. The transcript is spliced from 3 exons. The record is from RefSeq and is a predicted model, not a curated record.